This is a messenger RNA of Trichophyton verrucosum HKI 0517, 1365 nucleotides long. RefSeq lists its product as uncharacterized. Gene Ontology annotation, cellular component: cytosol. NCBI's taxonomy places the organism in Eukaryota, Fungi, Ascomycota, Eurotiomycetes, Onygenales, Arthrodermataceae. Gene Ontology annotation, biological process: thiamine biosynthetic process. Gene Ontology annotation, molecular function: phosphomethylpyrimidine kinase activity; hydroxymethylpyrimidine kinase activity. The transcript has 7 exons. The record is from RefSeq and is a predicted model, not a curated record. Bases 1 to 1365 code for a protein of 454 amino acids.
AUGGGACUGAAGCGUGUCCUCGUUAUCGCAGGCUCGGAUAGCUCGGGAGGGGCUGGCCUGGAGGCUGACCAGCGAGUUCUCACUGCCCAUGGCUGUUAUGCACUCACUGCCACGACGGCAUUGACCGCGCAGAACACCCUUGGGGUCCAGGAUAUCCAUGUUGUGCCGACAGAGUUCGUAAGAAAGCAGAUUAAAGCCGGCCUAGAGGAUGUUGGGGCCGAUGGGGUUAAGAUAGGAAUGCUGGCUUCUGCUGAAACAGCAGUGAUGGUGGCGGAAGAAUUGAAAGCUCAUGAAGUGCAUUCAAUCACCUUAGACCCCGGUCUAAUUGUUUACUUGAAGGUUAUGAUAUCUACCAGCGGUUCACAGCUGCUGCCAUAUACCACCGUCCUCACCCCGAAUAUCCCAGAGGCAGUUCUUCUGCUUCGAGAUUCCGGUGUGGACGUGAAGGAGCCAGAGAAUCUACAUGAUGCAAUCGCUCUCGCAAAACAGGUCCAUAAACUUGGUCCCAGGUAUAUACUGUUGAAGGGCGGUCAUCUCCCUCUGAACGCCCAGCGAGAGAAGCCCACGGCGGAUGCAGAUGCGGCCAUUGUUAUUGAUAUACUAUACGACGGCGAGACAGUGACUUUAGUGGAAGCUACCUUUUCAAGGUCUAAAAACACCCAUGGUACCGGGUGUUCCCUUGCAUCUGCGAUUGCAGCUAACCUUGCUAGAGAGAUGGAAAUCACACGGGCAGUGAGGGAAGCAUGUCGAUAUGUUGAAGCUGGGAUUAACACCAGUGUUGAUUUGGGAAAGGGAAACGGACCCAUUAACCAUUUUCAUUCCCUCUACUCACUGCCUUAUGCACCUGGGCACUUUAUAGAUUACAUCCUGGAGCGGCCAGAUGUUCAGCCUGUAUGGAAAGCUUUCACUGAGCAUGAAUUUGUGCAGAAGCUUUCCAUCGGGGCGCUUCCUGUUGAGAAUUUCAAAUGGUACCUUGUUCAAGACUAUCUAUAUCUAUCUGCCCAAAUUGUCCUCCAUAUCCAGCAUGAGAUGAAACUGCAUCUCGACUACUGCGCCUCAUUUGGCCUAUCAAAAGAGGACAUUGAAAGUUCAAAAGAGAGCUUGACGUGCACGGCCUACAGCCGGUAUAUCCUCGAUAUCGGCCAAUCGGGUGACUGGCUUGCUCUUCAAUUUGCGCUUGCCCCUUGCCUCCUCGGCUAUGGUGCAAUAGCACAGCGGCUCUUCCAUGCUGAAGAAAGCGUUCGAGAAGGCAAUAACUACUGGAAAUGGAUUGAAAACUAUGUUGCAGACGAUUACUCUGCAGCCGUCAAGCUAGGCUCAGGUGAGAACUUCUACAUACAUACCAUCUUUACAUGUUUCUGUUAA